This is a messenger RNA of Mytilinidion resinicola, 2785 nucleotides long. RefSeq lists its product as uncharacterized. Gene Ontology annotation, biological process: transmembrane transport. The record is from RefSeq and is a predicted model, not a curated record. The transcript is spliced from 2 exons. The coding region runs from base 284 to 2578 and encodes 764 amino acids. Gene Ontology annotation, cellular component: plasma membrane. NCBI's taxonomy places the organism in Eukaryota, Fungi, Ascomycota, Dothideomycetes, Mytilinidiales, Mytilinidiaceae. Gene Ontology annotation, molecular function: transmembrane transporter activity.
GCUGUAUUGCUAUCCCAAACCUCAGCUAUCACUUCUCUACGCCUCCAUCUCUUACCUCUCACCAUACACGCGCCUGUACCUACGUCCUCCGCUGCAUCGCCGCCUUGCUAGCCUCUCUCACCGCCGUCUUGGCCACCGCAUGCACCUGCACCGCCGUGUCUUGUCCCCGACCGCCUGCCGACUUGACUCAACCACCACAAGGCUGCACUCUGCCUAAAAGGCGUCUUUACGCCCCGGGAAGCUCUAUUGGCACACGAGCCGCCCGUCCAUAUCCCCGAGCACCAUGUUUUCCGAAUAUGCCUCGAGAUUCCUGGCUCAGUCGCAGUCGCGGCUGUCCAUCGGCCAGCCGGAAGCCCCCCUCUCAAAUCGCGAACGUUUCGAGCGACGUCGUUCCACUCACCGCAACAGCCCCGCCUCACAAUCAUACCUUCAGCGACGCAAUAUGCCAAACCCAUAUCAACCCAGCGGCUCACGGAUAGGCCAGUUUGCCUUCGGGUCGAGGACCUCCGCUGCACCGGCACCAUUAUUCUACAGCGCGACAGAUGAGUUCCGGGAGGAGGAUGACCAAGACGAGCAUGCCCGAGAGAUAGAAGAUCUCUACGCCCUUCAAAAGUCACGGCGGCAUUUUGGAUCGAGUCAUCUUACAGAAUCAUCAGAAGGGGAUUAUGACGGGGAGCGAGCGUCUGAUCCGAACGUGGAAGGGCACGACCUAGAGAACGAUCCGCCGGAUUAUGGGCCUAGGAGGGGUAUUAAGAGCUCGUGGCGAGGCGAGAAACCGAACACCAGAGGGAGAGCUGCCGGAGCAGAGCCGCUGGAAGAGCGGGAUGAGCGGGACAAGAGUGUGCCGCUAUCAGAAGCCAGCGAGCCCAGCAGUGGCGGACGCGGGAAACUUGUGGAUGUAGAGCUUGCAUCUACUAUCCGAGGCAGCAUGGAAGAUCUUAGGGCUGAAUUAGACGCGGAUGGGCACUUUCUAGGCGAUACAAAUGACCAACCGCCAGCAUUCCAGCAGUUCCGAAACGCUCCCCGACGAGUCCGAAGUCCACGAACACGAUUACCAAUACAUAAAGAAACAGACGAGGAAGCGUUACUAGACAACCCACGGCCAAUAAGUCCAGAUCGGGAGAGCGUGCCAGCAGAAGUCCAGCCGGAGCCUUUAGCGUCACCACGACACGAUCGGUUUUGGGCAGAGGUCUUCAUCAUCGGCCAUUGCGCGCUGAUUGGGGCCUUUUUCAUCACCCUGUUGCAGACCUCUCCGCCAGAUCAAAAGCAUCCGAUAGGGGAUACCAUUUACACCGCCCUACACUCAUCCUUCCACCUCCUUGCGGUCUACUCGCUCGUUUCGAUCGUAGUUGGAUUACUUUGGCUGGCCAUGCUGCGAUCUUUCGUAAAACCCUUGAUUUUAGGUAUCGUGGUAUCCGUGCCUGUCAUAUUAUUUGCCUUCUUCUUGUAUCCUCUUGUGUCCAGCUUCAAAGGAACAUGGCACGGAGGUAGCGUUCAGGACAAGGCUAUGCGCUGGUUCUCUUUUGUGCCCGCUGUUCUUGCAGUCACGUGGGUGUACACAGUCUGGAAAGGACGUCACUCUCUGACCCGAGCCACCGAACUCCUCGAGUUCACAGGCCGGAUCUUGACAACCAUGUCACCACUCCUUCUUGUUGGCUUUGCAACGCUGGCGACAGUUGUACUUUGGACUUGGCUCUGGAUCUUGAUGUUCACACGACUCUUCCUCGAAGGCCACUUUUCCAAGACUCGGAACCUAUUCAUCAUAGACUUCGGCACCUGGUGGCUCGGCGCAGCUUUUGUCCUGGAUUACUUCUGGACACUAGCGGUCAUCUCCGGGAUACAACGAGCGACAACAGCAGCAACUGUCAGCCAGUGGUACUUCCACCGCAACUCAGUGCCGUCACCCUCACCACGAGUCGUCGUUCAGGCAUCUGCCAUCCAUGCUUCAACAAUCAUGUUCGGCACGAUAUGUCUGUCAACGUUCUUAUCUCUGGCUGUCCGACUCCCUCUCAUCAUACUUCCUCGCCGCGUCGCGGGCAUCAUUUCCAUGUUUGCCUACUCUCUCAUCCCCACUCCGAUCGCCUCCCUCACCAACCCCUUGACGUUGACUUACGCCUCUGUUCAUGGACAACCUCUCGGCGUCGCAGCACGCAACCUUUCUCAGAUGUCGUUCGUCUCAAACACCUCACCAACGACAACCCUAAGCCCAGGGUCCUUCUCCUCCCCGACCGGGACAUCUCUAGUCCCGUACCGCCUCGCAAAGCUCCUCCUCCACGCCACCCGCUUCAUAAUGUGUCUUACCCUCGGCUUCGGCGGCUGGGUCACCACAGCACGCAUGAUCGAGGUCUCCAACUCCGGCGUCAAGGGCAGCAUGUACGCCUAUGUCAUCGGCAUCAUCGCAGGCGCCAUCGGGUGGGGUAUACUCGGUGCCAUGGAGGGCGUCCUCGGAGGCAUCCUUGACGCACUAGUCGUCUGCUGGGGCAGUGAAGUUGGCGUACACGGCUUCGGAGAGGUGCGGUACUGCCGCGAAGCUGGGGAUUUGUUCGCCGAAAGGCCUAACGGUGGCCGCUUCCGUUGACAUCUGAACGUAUAUAGAAGCAGUGCUUGACUUGUCGUAUCCGAGCGGGUGAUUUUUCAUACAGCGUGGGUUGUGGCUCAGGACUUGAGCUCCCCUAAUGGUAAGCGCGGGUAGUUUGGCGUAGGGCUAGUGAGUGUUUGAUUUUUGUAGGUUCAACCCCAGAUGGGGUUGGCGGAAUUUCAUCAUUAUUUUCACAUUAUCGUUGUG